AGUCUGUCAACCUGAAGAAGAAACGUGCACUCAGAGCUACAGUGAAGACUGGUGAUUAAAAAUGUUCCAGCGGUUCAUCACUCUGCUGUUUCUACUCCUUAUGGCUGCCUGUUCAGCUCAGAGCACAGGUGAGUCCACAGGGUCUGUGGCCACCAGCUGUGAGGCGUGUCACAGACUGGCUCGAUGCCGCACCUCCCUCCAUGACAACAGCGUGGAGACUGUGGGCGUGUUCUGCUGCUGUGAAGAUGGUUUGGUGGGAGAUGGCUUCACCUGCUACAACAAAACCACCUGCAACGAUGACUGCUGCGGCAAAGGGUACCGCUGGUUGCCACCGCAGGGCUGCAUGGACAUAGAUGAGUGUUCGCUGCCCCAUCCUCCGUGCGGUCCUGGCCUGAUUUGUGAAAACACACCGGGCUCCUUCACCUGCCUGCUGACCCCUGAUCUACAACCUCACACCAACACCAAAACCAAACCCCGCUCAGUGACGUUUGCCUGCGGCGGCACACAGUGCCCUUUCGGUCAGGACUGCCUCCAGGUGGAUGGCACAUCUCGCUGCAUUGACCCGUGUCAGCACUACACUCCACUACAAGACGACUGGCGAGCCACAGACUUCAGGGUGGACCCGGAGUCCGUGGCCUGCGACAGCCGUACUGAUUGGCAGGGCUGGUACCGCCUGUUCAUUGGUAACAGUAGUGUUCAGAUGCCAGAGAGGUGCAUUGAGAGUCACAUGUGUGGGACUGACGCUCCGCUGUGGCUGAGGAGUCCCCACCCACUGGAUUCUGAGGGCAUCAUCCGGGCAGAGGUCUGUGGCAGCUGGGAGGGAGGCUGCUGCCAGUUUCAGUCCAACAUCAUCCAUGUGAAAGCCUGCCCAAGAAACUACUACGUCUACAAGUUUGUGAGCCCCAACUUGUGUCGGCUAGCUUACUGCGCAGAUGUCAAUACCAUGGUGUGUAAUACCUGCGCUGAAGGUGAGACCUGUGUGAGCAAUGACAAGAUCAACUGGAGUUGUGGACGUCCAGCUUCUGAAUUUCGGCUGAGGUUGGUCAAUGGUAACACACCGUGCUCUGGUAGAGUGGAGGUUCUCCAUAACAGCCAGUGGGGAACAGUGUGUGAUGAUUUGUGGGAUAUAAACGACGCCCAGGUGGUCUGCAGACAGCUGCAAUGUGGCCCCGCCCAGUCUGCAACUAGUUCCGCCCACUUUGGACAGGGCCUCGGACAGAUCUGGAUGGAUGACGUUGCCUGUACAGGCAGUGAAUCUUCACUAACAGAGUGUGGCCAUCCAGGGUUUGGUACUCAUAACUGCAACCACGCUGAAGAUGCUGGAGUCAUCUGCUCAGAUGAACUCGGUGGUUUUCAAGAGCCGGAGCUCGACUGUGGACAGGAUCACCUGCGUCUGAUGGUCCAGAAGAGGCAGCUGGAGGAACGAGGGCUGAACGGGUCGUCCGCUCACCUGAUCGACCCGCGCUGCCACCAGCAGGUCGAACACCAGGAGACCAUGUGGUACCUGGUGGAGCGAAGGAAGGGCAUCUGUGGAAACGUGGUGGAGACAAAUGGCUCCCACAUCACGUACACCAACAUUUUGUUUUUGUACCCAUCUGGUCAGACCCACGCCACGCCCCCGAUGAGCAUCCCUUUCUCCUGCAUCUUCCCGCUGGAUGACAUCACCAGCCUAGACGCCCCCCUUCAAUACCAGCUGCCGAGUCGGAGAGUCGGAGUGGUGCGUUCAGGUGCGCCCACCAGAGCAGGGAUGACUCUGUACCAGAGACCAGACUACAGCGAGCCGUUCCCCGCUGGCCCGGUCAGACUGCCGCUGGGCGUCCCCCUGUACGUUGGCGUCUCCGUAGAAAAAACUACGACAACAACCUCUUCAAGCUUCUCCUGGAAAACUGCUACGUCACAAACUCCCCCAGCGCCGACGAUCCUGCCAGAUACGUCCUGAUCCAGAGCAGGUGUCCAGUGGACCGCCGUCACGUGAGGGUGGAGGAAAGCGGUGUGUCACAGCGCGCUCGUUUCUCGGUGCUGUUCUUUCUGUUCCACGGCACUUAUGAGGACGUUUACCUGCACUGCAGGAUCAGCCUGUGUGACGGGGACAGCGCCCCCUGCAGCCCUAACUGUUCUGGACGACGGGCUCGGUCCGCCGCUGUGGCCUCACCCAGUCAGUUUCCUGUGACUGUUGGACCAAUCAGCUGGUCAUAAACUGAUCUGGGGACGGAUCAGAGGACGUUCCUGCUGGGGAACCAACUGCCUGCUUCUGACCCAAUCUUCAAUAUUUCUCAUCACCACAGGACAGUCUGUGUUUUCUAAUGAAGCUUACUGAACGUCACAUGAUCUCAAUC
Messenger RNA from Epinephelus moara (kelp grouper), 2336 nucleotides. RefSeq names its product uromodulin-like. The transcript has 11 exons. Gene Ontology annotation, cellular component: membrane. The coding region runs from base 62 to 1939 and encodes 625 amino acids. Gene Ontology annotation, molecular function: calcium ion binding. The record is from RefSeq and is a predicted model, not a curated record. Lineage: Eukaryota; Metazoa; Chordata; Actinopteri; Perciformes; Serranidae.